AUGGUUCCCUCACGUCUAUUAUUCCUUUCUCCCAUUUUGUUACUGAUCAUAAUCACUAGUACCACCGAUCAAGCGGCCGCCCUUGCUCAGCCGCAGCCAGCUGCUGAUCAUCUGCUAAGCCACUUCUGUUCAAACCACAAAGGUAACUACACCACGACGGGUGCCUAUCGCACAAACCUUAACCACCUUCUCUCAUCCCUUCCCUUCAAGGGUAGCGGCCACGGCUUUUAUAGUUCUUCAUAUGGCCGAAACACUACAUCCGGCGCAAUAUAUGCAAUCGGACUAUGUAAAGGAGACAUUGGAACCACGCGCCACUGCCUUCAUUGCCUCAAUACCUCUAGAAGUGCUCUCAUGGAGCUUUGUGCCAAUCAGAAGGAAGCUAUUGUUUGGUACGACAACUGCAUGCUGCGCUACUCAAACCGCUCCCUACAUGGCGUCAUGGACACGCUGCCUGCUUUCAAUUUGUGGAGCACUCAAAGCGUACCAUCAUCGGAGUUUGAUGUAUUUUUCCGGCAGCUCAGGUGGUUACUAGAAGCCCUAAGAAACAAGGCUGCCAAAGGGGGUUCUCUUAAGUUUGCAAAAAAUAACGCAACCAUUCUCAACUAUCGUAACGGACUGUCUUCCUUAACGGCACUUGUGCACUGCUCCCCUGAUUUGUCCGAGUUACAGUGCGGCACUUGCUUACUUGGUGCUUUUGGAGAACUCCCAAAAUGUUGUGAUGGAAAAGAAGGUGGGCGAGUUCUUAGACCCAGCUGUAACUUCAACUAUCAGCUGAACCAGGUUAUUAAGGUCAAUGAACCGAAAGGUUCCGUGAUUCCCAACUUAGGACGUCGUGCAAGAGAUGGAAGAGUCGGCAUCCUUAUAUUAUUUGCAACGGUUGUUUCCCUUGUACUAAUGAUCUCCAUAGGCAUUUACGCGAAAGUAGUGAAAACAAGGCGCCAACCUAUCAAUUUUCUUGAGAAAAUGGAUGAGCAUAUGGCCAUGGAAUCCUUGCUAUUCGACUGUGGCGCCAUUCGAGUUGCCACAAAUAACUUUUCUGAAGCAAAUAAACUUGGAGGUGAUGGAUAUGGCACUGUUUACAGGGGUAGUCUUUCCAACGCAAAAAGCAUAGCAGUGAGAAGGCUUUCGAUAAACUAUGUGAAAGAGUAUACGGAAAUUAUGAAAGAGGUUUUGUUAAUGGCCAAGCUUCAACAUCCAAAUCUAAUUGAGCUCCUAGGGUGUGCCUCGGAAGAAAAUUCUGAAAGGCUUCUUGUCUAUGAGCUUUUCCCUAAUGCAACUCUUGAUCGCAUCAUAUUUGGUAUCUAG
Molecule: messenger RNA, 1305 nt
Organism: Rosa chinensis
Lineage: Eukaryota; Viridiplantae; Streptophyta; Magnoliopsida; Rosales; Rosaceae
Product: cysteine-rich repeat secretory protein 38-like
Exons: 3
Coding region: 1-1305 (434 amino acids)
Biological process (GO): protein phosphorylation
Molecular function (GO): protein kinase activity; ATP binding
Source: RefSeq, a predicted model, not a curated record